AUAACUUUUGUAGACCUUCAGCAAAAGCCUAUGAGUUAUUACUAACCUUUAUGUUUGAUUGGUUUUUAUCAUGUGAAAGAGGUAUUUAACAUGUAUUUCUGGCUGCCAUAGAAGUGAUUGUGUGGACUAGGCUCGUAUUCAAGUCAGAGACAGAUAGACAUACAUGCCUCUGCCUUCUGAGUCCUUGGAUUAGAGGACUCAAAGCAUCCAGCUUUUUCAUCUUAUUUUUCUUUUUUGUAGUUAGAAAUUAAUCAUUCAUACAAUCUCUCUUAUCUGUACUCUGUACUCAUGUUCUGUUUAUGUAUCUUUCAUUGUUGGUUAGUAGGCAUUUCUCUUGCAAAGUGAUAUCCUAUUCAACGGGUUCAGAAAUGACCAAGGUGAACCUCCUAUUCAGUUUGCUUCUAAAGUGACUUGGUGAUUAAAUUGUGAUGUCUAUGCCGUGGAAUAAGUAUGGGGAACACCAUAAUUGUAUGACUAUACUGUCAAAGAAGUAUACAUUUACAGUGUUGCAAAAUCAUACUUUCUUUUGUACACAUGUAUGGAAUUUUAGAAUGCAGUGACCUGUGAUGACGUGCAUGUCGACUUCACUUGGGAAGAAUGGACUUUGCUGAAUCCUUCCCAGAAGAGUCUCUACAAAGAUGUGAUGGUGGAGACCUACAGAAACCUCACUGCUAUAGGAUAUAAUUGGGAAGACCAUAAUAUUGAAGAACAUUGUCAAAGUUCUAGAAGACAUGAAAGGCAUGAAAAAAGUCAAACUAGCGAGAAAACUUCUGUAUAUACUCAAUGUGUUAAAGCCUUUGCAUGUCAUCUUCACAGGCAUGAAAAAACAUAUACUAGAUUGAAGCCCUAUGAAGAAAAUGAGUGUGGUAAAGCUUUUGCACAUCACAGUCAUCUUGAAAUGCACAAUAGAUCUUACACUGGAGAGAAACCCUAUGAAUGUAAUCAGUGUGGUAAAGCCUUUGCACAGUACGGUCAUCUUCAAAAUCAUGAACGAACCCAUACUGGAGAGAAACCCUAUAAAUGUAAUCAAUGUGGAAAAGCCUUUUCAUGUUCCGGUAGUCUCCUAAAGCAUGAAAGAAUCCAUACUGGAGAGAAACCUUAUGAAUGUAAUCAGUGUGGUAAAGCCUUCGCACACCAUGGUAAUCUUCAAAAUCAUGAACGAACCCAUACUGGAGAGAAACCGUAUAAAUGUAAUCAGUGUGGUAAAGCCUUUUCAUGUUCCAGUACUCUCCAAAGGCAUGAAAGAACCCAUACUGGGGAGAAACCCUAUGAAUGUAAUCAGUGUGGUAAAGCCUUUGCUUGUCCCGGUUAUCUCCAAAAGCAUAAAAGAACCCAUACUGGGGAGAAACCGUAUGAAUGUAAUCAGUGUGGUAAAGCUUUCGCGCAGCAAGAUUAUCUUCAAAUUCAUAAAAGAACCCAUACUGUGGAGAAAACCUAUGAAUGUAAUCAGUGUGGUAAAGCCUUUGCUCUUCUCAGUUAUCUCCAAAAACAUAAAAGAGCCCAUACUGGGGAGAAACCGUAUGAAUGUAAUCAGUGUGGUAAAGCCUUUGCAUGUUCCAGUACUCUCCAAAAUCAUGAAAGAAGCCACACUGGAGAGAAACACUAUGAAUGUAAUCAGUGUCGUGAAUCCUUUUUACAGCACAUUCAUCUACAAAGUCAUGAAAUUAGACAUGCUGGAGAGAAAACCCUAUGAAUGUAAUCAGUGUUGUAAAGCCUUUGUAUGUCACAGUAGUCUCCAAACACAUGAAAGAACACAUACUGGAGAGAAACCCUAUGGAUAUAAUCAAUGUGGUAAAGCCUUUGCAUGUAUAGUGAUC
This is a messenger RNA of Myodes glareolus (Bank vole), 1817 nucleotides long. NCBI's taxonomy places the organism in Eukaryota, Metazoa, Chordata, Mammalia, Rodentia, Cricetidae. The record is from RefSeq and is a predicted model, not a curated record.